Pungitius pungitius (ninespine stickleback) is the source of this 3041-nucleotide messenger RNA. RefSeq names its product methylcrotonyl-CoA carboxylase subunit (gene mccc1). The record is from RefSeq and is a predicted model, not a curated record. The coding region runs from base 253 to 2406 and encodes 717 amino acids. Gene Ontology annotation, molecular function: metal ion binding; ATP binding; methylcrotonoyl-CoA carboxylase activity. Lineage: Eukaryota; Metazoa; Chordata; Actinopteri; Perciformes; Gasterosteidae. Gene Ontology annotation, cellular component: mitochondrion. The transcript is spliced from 19 exons.
CACUACGAGUCCUUGGAAAGGUCACAAAUGAUAAUACACACAUUUGCAACCGUGUGGCAGUGAUUACUAGUGCGGUUGUAACAUUUUAAGUCCCCUGACAUUACCGCGUGGUUCAAGUUGAGUAUUUUGCUGCAGUUAAUUGAUAACCAAACGGAACACGUGCUGUUUCUGAGAAAACCACUUCGCCUUUUUUCCUGCUGGCCUCAUUUGGUGAGCUAGCUAGUAGCUAGUAGCUACUAGCAGCUGGUAGCUAUGGCCGCUGUUAUUCUGAGUUUCCCAACUCUGCAGAGUCUGAGGAUAUUUACACAGAACUCGUCAUGGACCAAAAGAGGCGUGAGGCUCGUUUCAGGAGGGGUGGGAAGGAUCGAGAAGGUGCUGAUUGCCAAUCGAGGGGAGAUAGCGUGUCGUGUGAUGCGAACGGCCAAGAAGAUGGGCGUCCGCUCAGUGGCUGUGUACAGCGAUGCAGACAGGGACUCCAUGCACGUGGCCAUGGCAGAUGAAGCCUACCACAUUGGUCCCCCGCCAUCCCAGCAGAGUUACCUUUCAAUGGAGAAAGUUUUGGAAGUAGCCAAGAUGUCUGGAUCACAUGCGGUCCAUCCUGGUUACGGCUUUCUGUCAGAAAGCACAGAGUUUGCGGAGGCGUGUAAACAGGAAGGCAUCAUCUUCAUCGGGCCACCUUCCUCUGCCAUCCGAGACAUGGGCAUUAAAAGCACAUCCAAACACAUCAUGUCAGCCGCUGGGGUGCCAAUCAUUGGUGGCUACCAUGGAGAAGAUCAAUCAGAUGAGAGGCUGCAAGCAGAGGCGGCCCGGAUUGGAUUCCCUGUGAUGAUUAAAGCAGUCCGUGGGGGAGGCGGCAAGGGGAUGCGUAUUGCACUGAAAGACUCUGACUUCUUGGAGCAGUUGGAGUCGGCGAGACGAGAAGCCAGGAAAUCGUUCAAUGACGAUGUCAUGCUGGUGGAGAAGUUUGUAGAGGAUCCCAGACACGUGGAGGUUCAGGUGUUUGGGGACAUGCACGGUAACGCUGUCUAUCUGUUUGAGAGGGACUGCAGCGUCCAAAGAAGACAUCAGAAGAUCAUAGAGGAAGCACCAGGGCCUGAUAUUAGUCCGGAGGUGCGCAGGAAACUUGGAGAGGCUGCUGUUAGAGCAGCCAAGGCUGUCAACUACGUGGGAGCAGGUACGGUUGAGUUUAUAAUGGACGCCCAGCAUAACUUCUACUUCAUGGAGAUGAACACCAGGCUGCAGGUGGAGCAUCCCGUCUCAGAGAUGAUCACUGGAACUGACCUGGUGGAGUGGCAGCUCCGGGUGGCAGCAGGGGAGCGCCUGCCUCUCCUCCAGGAUGACAUCGUUUUAAGGGGGCACUCUUUUGAGGCCCGUAUCUAUGCCGAGGACCCAAACAACGACUUCCUGCCGGGGGCGGGGCCUCUGCUGCAUCUCUCCACCCCUUCACCAGACCAACACACGCGUAUAGAGACUGGAGUCAGGGAAGGGGACGAGGUGUCUGCACAUUAUGACCCGAUGAUCGCCAAGCUCGUGGUUUGGGGAGAAGACCGAUCUGCUGCCUUAAAGAAGCUGCGGUACUGCUUACGACAGUACAACAUUGUCGGACUCGACACUAACAUUGACUUUCUGCUGAGUCUCUCGGGCCACCCGGAGUUUGAGGCCGGGAACGUGACCACCAGCUUCAUCCCCCAGCACUACGCCGACCUUUUCCCCGCUCCGAUAGCUCCUUCGGGGGAAACGAUGUGCCAGGCCGCUCUGGGCCUGCUGCUGCAGGAGAGGGAUCACACGCAGGCGUUCGCACAGACCUCCGCUGAGCCCUUCUCCCCAUUCGGCUCCAGUAACGGCUGGAGAAACAACAUCACGUUUAACAGAAACAUGACGCUGCAGCUCGGAGAUAAAACGGUUGAUGUGGUCGUUAUUUACAACAAAGACUGCAGCUACUCAAUGCAGAUUGGCGAGGAGGUGUACCAUGUGACCGGAGAGGUGGAGACGGACAGCGGAGCAUCAUUUCUUCACUGUUGUGUCAAUGGAGUGAAGUCUCGUCCCAAACUGGUGAUCCUGGACAACACAGUGCACCUGUUCUCCAUGGAGGGGAGCUCCCAGGUGUCUGUCCCAGUGCCCAAGCAUCUGGCUGGUGUGAGUGGUGCUGGUGCCCAAGGUGCAGCAGUGGCCCCCAUGACGGGAACCAUAGAGAAGGUGAUGGUGAAGGCCGGAGACAAAGUGGCGGUAGGGGACCCUCUGAUGGUGAUGAAUGCCAUGAAGAUGGAGCACACCAUCCGGGCGCCCAAGUCGGGCGUGAUCAAGAGGGUUUUCUUCAGCGAGGGCUCUCAGGCCAAUCGCCACGCUCCUCUGGUGGAGCUGGAGGAGGAGGAGGAGGAGGAGGAGGUGCAGGGGAGCAGCCAGUAAACGCACAACCACAACGGGUGAAUACACAAGGAGGGAGGAGUCCAAAGUAGUUACUGAGUGCGAUCAGCUGAUCAGCAGCAGUCGGUACCCGAGUCACGCAGUGGGAGAAAGGAAAGGAUUAGACAAAUACCUGUGUAAGUCUGUGUAAACGACACAAUAAUGAAAUGUACGGCUGCCUUUCCCUUUACGUUGAUUGUGGAACGGUUGUUUGAAUCAGUGAAUCUCUGAAACUAAUGUUCUGUUAGUGGUGUGUGUUGGUAGAUUAGGAGCUGGUUUGGGUUUUCGCUUUCUGUGACCGCUUUGUAAAUCUGAGGCAGAAGAAAAGAGCAGCUGUAGCUUGUUAACCGGUCGACCCGGAUGAUGAAAUGAAAGCAGAGGUCUGUCGUAGAGGAGAAAGCCUUUAGAAUCUGGAGGCAGAGCAACACUCCACUUAAAUGAGUCCUGGAUCGAGCUCUGAUUGGAGAAGCAGUGCAGGAUGACGUGUCACUCAGAGGGAUUCAAACACACACACAAUUGAUUUCUGAUUAUCACUUUUUACUUUCGUCUGAUGAGGUCUUAUAUACUAAACACCUGUGUUUAUGUUGUAGAUGUGUGACAAAUACGGAUACUGUAAUAAAUAAAAGCUAACGGAUAAA